CAGACAGUAAUCAAACGUCUAUCGCCAAUGAUGUUGUCAAGAAUUGCAUUUUUUAGGUCUUUACCACAACUUGCUUCUAAAACACACAUCUCACUGAAAGUUCCCUCUCUCCAAAGAUGUAAGCAGUGUAACUUAACUGGUUUUGGCGGGAAACAGCCAAAAAAGCAAAAUCCUACCCCAAAAGCUGAACCAGGGAAUAUACCAUCAACAGGCAAAACCAGGGGAGUUUUACAAUAUGUAUUGUACUCUGCAGUUGCCAUCCCAGCGAUCUUCACGGGCUGCACUAUAUGGAGGUAUGAAACCAUUCGUAAGGAGCAUGUGGUGGGUGCCCACUGGGAGAAAAAAGAGAUGGGCUUUCGAGACCAUAUAAAUGCUCUAUGGAACAACCUUUCUCAUGCCCAGAAGUUUACAUACACUUUUGUAGCGGUAAAUGCGCUGGUCUUUUUUCUGUGGAAAAUCCCUGCACUCUACCCGACCAUGUGCAGAUACUUCACACACCUACCACAUUCAAGUAAUUCAUUGCUGGGAGCGACAUUAUCAGGGAUAAGCCACACGAAUGGACUUCACCUGUUUGUAAACAUGUACGUUUUCUCCUCGUUUAUACCGUUGCUCCUCCCGAUUUUCGGCAAAGAACAGCUAACGGCCAUCUUUCUCGGAGGUGCGACAUUUUCAUCUGUCACAAGUACCUUACAGAAGCUCGGAAUGAAGAGUAUGAUCCCAUCUGUUGGAGCGUCCGGGGGUAUUCUGUCAGUGGUCGCGAUUAUGUGUUUGUUAUAUCCCAAAGAAAAACUUGCGAUUGCCUUUGUCGAUAAAAUCAUCCCACAUUCGUUUGAAGCAAGAAGUGCUGUGAUAGGAUUAGUCUUGUUGGACAUUACUGGAAUAGUCCUUGGUUGGAAAGUGUUUGAUCAUGCCGGACAUUUAGGUGGUGUUAUGUUUGGAAUCUGGUAUGCCAAAUAUGGACAAAAACUAUUCAGAGAAUACCAGAAGAUAAUUUAUCAGGGCUGGCAUAAAUUUAGGAGUUAAAUAUUAAGAUUAUUACAGAAGUACAUUGUGAUUUUCACAUUUGAAACCACAGAAGAGUCAUGUUUUAAAUUGCCUGUUACUGUUCUACUUAAGAUUUGCAGCAGAAUAUUAACCUUAAAGCUGCACUCUCACAGAUUGACCAUCUUUAAUAACAACUUUUUUAUUUUAUGUCUUGGAAAGAGCAAAUUUUUUCGUAAAUAUCUGCAAACCAAUGAUAUGAGAUUGGUGACAAAAAAUUAGAUCUUAGAAAUUUAAUGUUUUAUGGCUUAAACCGUUACUAAUGGUUUAAGAAAAAUGCAUAAAACAUCAUUUUUAGCUCGUCUGUUUUUCGAAGAAAAAAAGUCGAGUUAUUGUGAUAGCCUUGGCGUCGUCGGCGUCGUCUGCGUCUGCGUCGUCGUCCAAAAACUUUAACCUUACCUCAUAACUCAAAAACCGUUCAACAUUUUCACAUUAAACUUGCUACACGUGUUCCUAUUAACACUAUGCAUGUUUAUAGCAGGUCAUAUAAUUUUGCCUUUAAUUAAUAUUGAGUUAUCCCCCCUUUUCGACUUGGAA
Messenger RNA from Mya arenaria, 1578 nucleotides. RefSeq names its product presenilins-associated rhomboid-like protein, mitochondrial. The coding region runs from base 28 to 1023 and encodes 331 amino acids. Gene Ontology annotation, cellular component: membrane. NCBI's taxonomy places the organism in Eukaryota, Metazoa, Mollusca, Bivalvia, Myida, Myidae. Gene Ontology annotation, molecular function: serine-type endopeptidase activity. The record is from RefSeq and is a predicted model, not a curated record. The transcript has 5 exons.